This is a messenger RNA of Rhizophagus irregularis DAOM 181602=DAOM 197198, 642 nucleotides long. The record is from RefSeq and is a predicted model, not a curated record. NCBI's taxonomy places the organism in Eukaryota, Fungi, Glomeromycota, Glomeromycetes, Glomerales, Glomeraceae.
AUGGAAACAUAUCACGGUUACGUCAAAACACCACAAGAUGCCAUCUUACUUUUUGAGGCUUGUCGCAUAGGAUUUUUAUCUCGUAUACAACGUAGACUUAGUGAAAAGGAACGAUCAUCUAUACGUUCGGGUUCAGUCUUCGUUUGGGAUGAACGUGAAGCUGGUAUGAGACGCUGGACAGAUGGAAAGAGUUGGUCUGCAAGUCGUGUUAGCGGUAGUUUUCUAACCUAUAGAGAAUUGGAAUCAAAACGAAAAUCAAAUUCUCCAACUGAACAAUGCAGAUAUAAACAUGGAGGCCUUGUUAAACAAUCUUUUAGUAUAACGACAACUGCUCAUCAAAAAUUACAUUUGAUAUGUUAUUAUACUAAAGCUGAUGUUAUCAGUGAAAAAUUACAAAUUCCCAUGAAUGAUGAGAAACUUAAAGGUAUUAUAAUUCCAAAGGGUAUGUACCCCGAAACAUCAAAUGUCGAUGGUGUCCCACAACAUCAAUUACCUUUUCCGGCUUCUUAUCCUCCUCAAAAUUCAUCAUCUGUUUCAAAUGGUCAUCAAUUACCUCCACAAGAUAUUCCAUGGGAAAAGAUUAGGAAUACUGAAGAUCAACGACAGUUAGAAGCAAUUUACACCAAUUUAAAACUUUUUUAA